GAUCCUAAUUUAAUUUUAAUAAAUUUGAUUCAUCAGCCAAACUGCCACGUGAAUAUGUAUAUUUUGGUUAAAAAUGUAGGAAAAGUAAAAAUAAAGAUAGUCUCAUUCAUUGCACAUAACCCUAAAAGAAUGAUCGAGGUGGCAUGGCAUUGGCAGCCAUGGCUGCCAAUCCCGAAAUGGCAAAGCUCCGCUUCUUGCCUCCUCACUUUAGAUUCCACAUUCUUAUCUAUCUCUUCAAGCCAACGUUUUGAACUCAAAAAGUAGAAGUGAAGAAUGCAGAAACAAAUUUUGUGUCGUAAAUACCUGUUGUUCGAUGGGUUUACUCGUUCGAAAAUUCGCCGUAGCUGUAUUCGGCAAAUCUCAGAAUCAACUAAGUUCGGCUUUGGGACGUUUGCAACUCCGGAAGCUAUCUUCAACGAUUCUGAGAUUUCAGAAGUUGAGGAUUGGGACGAUUCUGGCUUUAAGGAUUCUUUUCAAGUUGACCGUUCUCUUUACAAUGAUUUACUCAAGAGAUGCACCCAGAUGGGGAAGCUGAGAGAAGGAAGAAUUGUCCAUGCCCUUUUACUGAAUUCCCAGUUCAGGGAUGACCUCGUCAUUCAAAACACUGUACUCAACAUGUAUGCAAAGUGUGGUAGCAUAGUGGAUGCUCGUAAAAUGUUUGAUAAAAUGCCACAUAAAGAUAUGGUUACUUGGACUGCCUUGAUCACUGGAUAUUCUCAGAAUGAUCGAGCACAGGAGGCGCUGGAUUUGUUUCCCCGGAUGCUACAACAUGGAUUGAAACCGAACCAGUUCACUCUGUCUAGCUUGUUGAAGGCUUCCGGCGAUGGGCCAGCCAAUGAUAAGCAGGGUAGGCAGCUUCACGCAUAUUGUGUGAAGUGUGGCUGUGAUUCUAAUGUUUAUGUGGGAAGUUCUCUUUUGGACAUGUAUGCUAGGUUUGGCCUUAUGGUUGAAGCUCAGUUAAUCUUUGAGGGGCUGGUGAGCAAGAAUGAGGUGUCUUGGAAUGCUUUGAUUGCUGCGCAUGCCAGGAAAGGUGAAGGAGAACAUGCCAUCAGGCUUUUCCGGGAAAUGCAAAGAGAUUAUUUUAAACCUACUCAUUUUACGUAUUCUAGUUUGUUUACAGUUUGUGCCAGCACAGGGUCUUUGGAGCAGGGCAAGUGGGUUCAUGCACAUGUCAUCAAGUCCGGUGGUAGACUUGUUGCUUUUGUUGGAAACACUCUUGUUGACAUGUAUGCAAAAUCAGGUAGCAUUGAGGAUGCAAAAAAAGUUUUUGAUAGGUUGGUUAAGCGAGACUUAGUUUCUUGGAACUCAAUGCUUACUGGAUACGCACAACAUGGGCUCGGGAAGGAAACACUGCAGCAGUUCGAAGAAAUGCGGAGAAUUGGAAUUCAACCAAAUGAUGUAACCUUCCUUUGUGUGCUAACCGCUUGCAGCCAUGCUGGGCUUUUGGAUGAAGGACAGCACUAUUUUGAAUUGAUGAAAAAGUACAGGGUAGAGCCAGACGUUUCACAUUAUGUGACAAUGGUUGAUCUUCUUGGUCGUGCAGGUCUUCUAGAUCGAGCUGAGAGGUUCAUAAGAGAUAUGCCUAUUGAGCCCACUGCAGCUGUCUGGGGAGCCUUGCUUGGUGCUUGCAGGAUGCACAAGAAUUUGGAGUUGGGUGCUUAUGCUGCCGAACACGUUUUUGAGCUUGAUCCUCAUGAUUCGGGUCUCCAUAUAUUGCUUUAUAAUAUGUAUGCCUCCGCUGGUAGAUGGAAUGAUGCUGCAAAAGUAAGAAAGAUGAUGAAAGAGAAUGGAGUUAAAAAGGAACCUGCUUGUAGUUGGGUGGAAAUUGAGAAUGCAGUCCAUAUGUUUAUUGCAAACGAUGAUGCUCACCCACAAAGGGAAGAGAUUGGUAAGAUGUGGGAGAAAAUGAGCAUAAAAAUCAAGGAGAUAGGAUAUGUCCCAGAUACUAGUCACGUGCUUUUGUUUGUGGACCAGCAAGAAAGGGAGGUAAAGUUGCAGUAUCAUAGUGAGAAACUUGCUCUCGCAUUUGCGCUGCUGAACACCCCUCCAGGAUCAACCAUAAGGAUCAAGAAGAAUAUUAGGGUUUGUGGGGAUUGUCAUUCGGCAAUCAAAUAUGUCUCCAAGGUGGUAGGAAGAGAAAUCAUUGUAAGAGAUACCAAUCGUUUUCAUCAUUUCCGCAAUGGAUCAUGCUCGUGUGGCAACUAUUGGUAGUGCUAAUUUUUAGUGCCUAAUCAAUCAGAUGUGUCUCAAUGGGAGAAUAGGCAUUGUUGAAGAGACGCUAACCCACUACAAGAUGAUCUUAGUCUAACUAUGAUUAUUCUACCUCCUGAUUUCAACACAACAGUUUUCCUCUUGAGAUUUAAAGGAGGAAACUAUGAAUUGAAUAGAUGAUGGAUUAAGGGUGCA
Messenger RNA from Humulus lupulus (European hop), 2406 nucleotides. RefSeq names its product pentatricopeptide repeat-containing protein At3g24000, mitochondrial. The coding region runs from base 274 to 2211 and encodes 645 amino acids. Lineage: Eukaryota; Viridiplantae; Streptophyta; Magnoliopsida; Rosales; Cannabaceae. The transcript has a single exon. Gene Ontology annotation, molecular function: protein binding; RNA binding; zinc ion binding. The record is from RefSeq and is a predicted model, not a curated record. Gene Ontology annotation, biological process: RNA modification.